AUGGAUACCUCGGAUAUUUACUAUGACGGUGGGCGCUUCCAACUGCAGUCACCGGAAGAAUAUGACUACAACCCGCCCUCCUGCCGCUACAGCGGUGACACGGAGCAGGUACGGAUCCCCAUGCCCCCUUGUGCCUCUGUCGAGCACCGGAGCAAGGGAACUUUACUGCCCUACGAUCUACCUCCCUGUCAGUACUCGAGGCCUGUUCAGACACAGACCCAGGAACAGGAAUACCUGACAGGUCAGGGUCGUGUACCGAACGACUACCAUCCAGGAGACAGCCCAGUGGUGGAAGGAGAGUCCCCGGCACAAGUGCCAUUCCCCUGGAUGAGGAGCUCCAGAGUUCACUCAUACCAAUCACUCCCAGGUGGUUAUUCCCAGAACGGGGACGAAUACAAGCGGAGCCGAACCGCGUAUAGCCGGGCUCAGUUAUUGGAGCUGGAGAAGGAGUUCCUCUUUAACAAGUAUAUAUCCAGGCCCCGCAGAUAUGAACUAGCCACCACACUUAAACUGACAGAGAGACACAUCAAAAUCUGGUUCCAGAACCGGCGGAUGAAGUGGAAAAAAGAAGAAACGAAAAAACGAAGACCCUCUGACCACCAUGAACCGGAGUCUUCCAAUAAGGAUUGA
Molecule: messenger RNA, 630 nt
Organism: Salvelinus namaycush (lake trout)
Lineage: Eukaryota; Metazoa; Chordata; Actinopteri; Salmoniformes; Salmonidae
Product: pancreas/duodenum homeobox protein 1-like
Exons: 2
Coding region: 1-630 (209 amino acids)
Biological process (GO): type B pancreatic cell differentiation; regulation of transcription by RNA polymerase II
Cellular component (GO): nucleus
Molecular function (GO): RNA polymerase II cis-regulatory region sequence-specific DNA binding; DNA-binding transcription factor activity, RNA polymerase II-specific
Source: RefSeq, a predicted model, not a curated record